GUGGUCGCCGGUCGCCGCCGCCCCGCGCCCCCCGCGCCCCGGCUCUCGGGCUCCGGGGGCAGGAGCCGAGGGGAACCCCGCGCCGGCGCCGAGCCUAAAAUGGCCACGCUGCUCCGCAAAAUCGGGCUCAUCCGCCUGCACAACCGGGACACCGAGGACCCCAAGCAUCACCACAACCACCGCGGCGGCGGCGGCGGCGGCCAGCAGAGCGCGUCGCUGCGCGGCAAAGGCGGCGCCAAGAGCGGCGGCCACAAGCCGCAGCAGCAGCAUCCCGCCGGGGGCGCGGGCGACGCCAGCCCCGGACCCGGCAAGGGCAAGGGCAAGCGCGCGGCGGAGCCGGCCCCGCGCGACAAGCCGCCGCAGCCGGCGGCGGGGGCGGCGAGCGGCGGGGGCCCCCGGGAGCGCGCGGCGGGCGCCAGGGCGGGGCCGGGCCCGGCGGUGGCGGCGGCGGCGGCGGCGGCGGCGGCGGGCGGCAGCCUGGUGCCCGCGGCGCGCCAGCAGCACUGCACGCAGGUGCGCAGCCGGCGGCUCAUGAAGGAGCUGCAGGACAUCGCGCGCCUCAGCGACCGCUUCAUCUCCGUGGAGCUGGUGGACGAGAGCCUCUUCGACUGGAACGUGAAGCUGCACCAGGUGGACAAGGACUCGGUGCUGUGGCAGGACAUGAAGGAGACCAACACCGAGUUCAUCCUGCUCAACCUCACCUUCCCCGACAACUUCCCCUUCUCGCCGCCCUUCAUGCGGGUGCUCAGCCCGCGCCUGGAGAACGGCUACGUGCUGGACGGCGGCGCCAUCUGCAUGGAGCUGCUCACGCCGCGCGGCUGGUCCAGCGCCUACACCGUGGAGGCCGUCAUGCGCCAGUUCGCCGCCAGCCUGGUCAAGGGCCAGGGGCGGAUCUGUAGAAAAGCGGGCAAAUCCAAAAAGUCCUUCAGUCGCAAGGAAGCCGAAGCUACCUUUAAGAGUUUGGUGAAGACUCAUGAAAAGUACGGCUGGGUCACCCCGCCCGUCUCUGAUGGCUGAUGUUCGCAACGGGCGUUAGACGCUUAAGCCGUCUCUGCGCACACACACAGA
Messenger RNA from Kogia breviceps (pygmy sperm whale), 1068 nucleotides. RefSeq names its product ubiquitin conjugating enzyme E2 QL1 (gene UBE2QL1). The record is from RefSeq and is a predicted model, not a curated record. NCBI's taxonomy places the organism in Eukaryota, Metazoa, Chordata, Mammalia, Artiodactyla, Physeteridae.